Molecule: messenger RNA, 2232 nt
Organism: Colletotrichum gloeosporioides
Lineage: Eukaryota; Fungi; Ascomycota; Sordariomycetes; Glomerellales; Glomerellaceae
Product: Aorsin
Exons: 5
Coding region: 1-2232 (743 amino acids)
Biological process (GO): proteolysis
Molecular function (GO): tripeptidyl-peptidase activity; oxidoreductase activity; serine-type endopeptidase activity
Source: RefSeq, a predicted model, not a curated record
AUGAAAUAUCACCAGAAGACGUUCGUUAUUACAGGAGGUCUUUCUGGCCUGGGUAAAGCUACUGUAGAAAGGCUUUCGCAACUUGGUGGCAAUGUAGCAGUCAUAGACUUGGCAUUGCCAGAUAAGACCAAGGAGGGACUGUCUCGCGUUCAGCACUUCAAUGCAGAUGUUUCAAAGACUCAAGAGAUCACUGCAGCUGUCAACGAGAUAGUUGCUUGGAAUAAGGCAACUGGCUCAGUCAUCGCUGGCGUUGUUAGUUGUGCUGGAUUUCUGGGGCCCUCAAAGAUCAUCUCGAAGAAGGGAACCUCUAUGUUACUCGAUCAGUUCUCCAAGGUCAUUGACAUCAACCUGAUCGGCACAGUCGACCUGAUUAGACAACUCGUUCCCUAUAUCGCCACUCAAUCGCCAAAUGCCAAAGGUGAGAGGGGCGUACUGGUCACAGUUUCUUCGGCAGCUGCAUUUGAUGGACAAGAAGGCCAGACAGCGUACGGAGCAGCCAAGGGCGCCAUAGCCUCUAUGACCUUACCAUUGGCUCGUGAUCUCUCAUGCUGGGGCAUAAGAGCCGUGUGCAUCGCGCCUGGGUUAUUCGACACUGGCAUGGCGGCAAGUAUGCCACAAAAAGCCAAAGAGAGUCUAGACAAGACGUUGGAGUUCCCCGCUAGACCUGGAGAACCGGAGGAGUUUGCUAGCUUGGUCGAGAACGUUAUUGAUAAUUCGAUGCUCAAUGGCACUGUCAUCCGCUUGGAUGGGGCUGCGAGAAUGCCCAGUCGCUUCCAAUUUGUAUUGCGGAUCGGGCUGCAACAGCAGAAUCUUGAACUCGCAGACACCCUCCUUUACGGAGUCUCUCACCCAUCUUCGACCCAGUACGCGAAGCACUACACCCGACAGGAUAUCAUCGACAAGUUUGCAGCAUCUGACGAAACAAUUACCGCCGUCCAGUCUUGGGUCUCAGCAAACGGCGCAAGCUCGACUUUAUCCAAGGACAGGGGAUGGCUGCAUGUCAACACCACCUUGGCGGAUGCAGAGAGAAUGCUCCACGCUCAGUACUACGAGUACCGUCAGACAGCUGGGAACCACUCGACGGUGGCUUGCGAAGAGUACUCUGUCCCGGAGAAUAUCCAACGUCACAUCGACUUCAUCCAGCCAGGAGUCAUUCUUGCCGCUCCUAAGACUCCCCAACUCAAUACCAAGUUCAGAAAACGGGGCUUUUCUUCUGCCCAGAAAGCCGGAGCCGACCGGGCUGCCAACGAUACCUCCGCAUGCAACGACGAUGUCACUCCGGCCUGCAUUAAAGCGCUCUACAGAAUUCCCGACAACACCUUGAACCACUCUCCUAAUAGCCUGGGUAUUUACGAAACGGGAGAUUACUACGCGCAGGAAGAUCUCAACUUGUUCUUCGCCAAGUACACCCCCACUUACCCGAACGGCACGCACCCCACUCUGGUCUCUAUCGACGGUGGCUUUGCCCCGGCUGAGCCAAAGUUCGCUGAUGGCGAGUCGGACUUGGACCUCCAAGUAGCCUAUCCUCUAAUCCACCCUCAGGCUGUCACGCUGUACCAGACAGACGACAAAAUUGACACCAUCAGCGGCGCGGGAGGCCUGUUCAACAAUUUCCUCAACGCUGUCGAUGGGUCUUACUGUUCUUAUGACGCCUUCGGCGAAAAGGGAAACGAUGACAACUUUGACGAUGUGUAUCCCGAGUCCCGACACCACGAGCCCCGACGGUUAUCAGGCAAAUCUGAAGUCGACCUCCCCUUCUACUACCAACCGAGGCAGUGCAAUGAGUUCAUGAAGCUGGCUUUGCAGGGCCACACCAUUUUGGUCGCCUCAGGAGAUGCAGGUGUCGCCUCUCACCCCUGGGACCCGUUCCCCGAUGGAUGUCUUGGAGAGAACAACACCGUAUUCAAUCCCAACUUCCCUGGAAACUGUCCGUACACCACGACCGUCGGUGGAACUAUGAUGUCCCCUGGCGCAUCGGUCAGUGACCCCGAGGUUGCCGCUUAUUUCCCCCAACAAGACGGGACCGAUCACACGUACACCAGCGGCGGUGGCUUCAGCCACAUCUACUCCAUUCCGAGCUACCAGAGCGCUUCCAUCAGUGACUACUUCGCCAAGCAUGACCCGGGCCUGAAGUCUUUCAGCUCCCUCCAUAAUGCCACACACAACGACUCAUCGCCCAUCGGAGCGAACGGGGGUAUCUAUAACCGCAUCGGAAGAGGCAUGCCAGAGUAA